ACACGCGCCGUGGUUGCGCUUCUGCGCGUGUUCGUGUGUCUGCGUGUGUUGAGCGGGGGUUCUAGGUUUUCUGCACACACCGAGCUUCUGCUGAAGGAGACACGAGCGGACGCGCGAGGCAGCUGGACUGGAUAAUUACGAGCGUGUCAUUACGCACCGACUGGCCCGGUUCGUUCAGCCCACGCUGCUCCCGUUAGACAUUCUAAUGUGAGCCUCCGGUUCUGAGUCCAAACUACGGCACGUCCACACGCCGACCACCGGGGAAAGUUGGAGCAAGGCGGGUGACGGGAUGUUUACCGAACGACCCGGGGAGCGCGUGUUGCUGCGUUAACUGAUCCUCUGCCAGAACAUGCGGACCGGACUCUCCGAACUCGUCACUGCUCUGAGUCCGGCUCCCCGCUAGGACCGUGUCCAGGGCUGUUCGCUCGCUCCAGCAUGUCGGCGUCACUUGUACCGGUUCUCAGCGCACAGAGAGAGCGAGAGCGUGAGUGAAGACACGAGAGAGCCAGAGCGGAACCGGGCUGCAGCGAACCGGACCGAGGGGAGACGAGCCUGUGUUCACAAGCUGUGGGAUUACUGCCGGACCGACAUGAUCCUAAUUAAUGUCCUCACUUUGGUGUUUGUGUUGGGUGUGUGUGUCUGUGAUUCGGAGCUGGGCCCGCCCGGCUGGAGGGAACCUCUGGACUGCGUGCGAGCCUCCGAGCUGUGCAACCAGAACAGCCAGUGCAGCUCGCGCUACCGGAUCAUGCGGCAGUGCCUGUCCGGCGGCGACAGGGAGCGCAGCGCCAUGCUGGCCUCCAAGGAGUGCCAGGGAGCGCUGGAGGUGCUGCAGGACUCGCCGCUGUACGACUGCCGCUGCAAGAGAGGCAUGAAGAAGGAGCUGCAGUGUCUGCAGAACUACUGGAGCAUCCACAUGGGCCUGACCGAGGGGGAAGAAUUCUACGAGACGUCUCCGUAUGAACCGAUUCAUUUCUCCGAGGAAUUCCGACACGCCUCCAUCAUCUCAGAUCCGUCUUUGUCCAAAAUGAGCCCCUGCUCUGAAGCUGGGAAACCCUGUAACCCCUGUCUGGACGCAGCGAAGGCGUGUAACCUGAACGAGACAUGUAAGCGCCUACGCUCGGCCUACAACUCCAUCUGCAGCAAGGCGCUGCCCCCCCAGCCCUCGCUGGCCAAUCAGGAGCCGUGCAGCCGCAAGCGCUGCCAGAAGGCUCUGCGGCAGUUCUUCGAGCGCGUCCCCUGGGAGCUGAGCUACCCGCUGCUGUUCUGCUCGUGCCCGGACCAGGCAUGCGCCGAGCGCCGCCGCCACACCAUUGUGCCCUCCUGCUCCCACCAGGAGCGGCACAAACCCAACUGCCUGGAGCUGCGACACACCUGCCGCUCCGACGCGCUCUGCAGGUCUCGACUCGCCGACUUCCACAUGAACUGCCAGAUGACGCCUCACACCGUCACCAGCUGCCCUCGCGACAACUACCACGGCUGCCUCAUGUCCUACGUGGGCCUCAUCGGCUCCGAUGUCACACCCAACUACAGCGACAGCAGUCCCUCCAACAUCACCAUUGGCCUGUGGUGCAGCUGCAGGAGCGCUGGCAGUCAGGAGCGGCAGUGUGACGCCUUUCACCGGGAUUUCACCCACAACAGCUGUCUGAAAAACGCCAUCCAGUCCUUUGGGUACGGGUCUGAGGGGGGGACCCUCGCCGCCACCGAGCCGUCGUCCACCUUCUUGCCGCCCGCCCGGCCGCCAAUCAUCUCCAAACCCGCCCCCCCUCUGCACGGCGACGCCAUCAAGCCCAUGGACAGCGCCUGCAUGUUUUCUACCUGUGCCAACCUGCAGGACGGAGGCCAGAAGUGCGUCCCCUCGGACGAGUUCGAGUGCGAGGAGGCUCUGCUGGUUCAGGGGUCCAUAGACUCUCAGGACUCCACGGGGCCCAAGAGCAGCAGCCAUCCCUCAGCUCCGCUCCUGCCACGCCUGUCUGUGACUCUGUGCGUGUCUGUGCUGCCACCGUUUCUACUCUACUUCUCCUAAAUGUGAAGCCACGCACACACACGCACACACGCACACAUGCACACACAGCUACAUGGCAAGAGAGAGUCAGGUGACUGGCACCUUUCACCGCAGCCAAAUGUCGACCAACAGAUGUCCAGACAUCAACAACUGCCUUCUGAGGACGUUGAGCCCAGCCGCGUCCCCGGUGUGAAGCUGCUGCUGCUGAGUUUAGCAGGGUGCAGACACACGGACUCCUGGGAACUCGGAUCACACUGACUUCAUUUCCAGCACUGUCUGGAGGCUUUGUGUGUUUUUGUGCAGCUCAGCUCGGACUCGCUCCCUCCAGCUUCGUUGGAGCUGAGACAGCUGGGCUGAAAAACAGAGACUGUGGCUCACACACACACACACACACACACACACACACACACACACACACACACACACACACAAACCAACUCUGGAAGUCGGCAAUGCGAGCGAGAAACGAUGGGAUUUCUAGGCUGGACAGAUGGGACAGAUCCUUCCACUGUGUUUGUCAGCUCAAUUUAUCACUCCCCUGGACUCGCAGCACACACACACACACACUCAGUGUUGUUAACGGGCAACAGGGUCUCCACACAGACACACGUGCUGUACACCAGUGUGCUUUUUGCGGGUCUUUAUCCUAAUUUAGUUGUUGACAUUAUGUACAAACUUAAUUUAAUGUGAAAUAUGAAAAAAAUUGGAUAUUUCACAUAUUGUAACUGUAGAAUUGUGUGAGCGCAAGUGUGUCUUUGUGUGUAUUUCUGGAAACAAAAAAGAUUUCCAUCUUCUAAGCAACUGCACAAACUGAACAAUCUCACUGCUGCGUGCGUUGAGGCCCCAGAUGCCUCAAACAAACCUCAAACAUCAUGACACUCUUUGGGUUGUUUGAAGGCUAAAGCUACAGUCUGACCCAACAACUGAUCUGCUCUGUGAUUGGCUGAAACCAUCCCCUAUUCUACUGUACACACAGAAUGGAAGAUAAAAUGACCCCAAGACGGUUCUAUGGUUAAGUUGCUUACUCAUCCUCCUUUGCUUCCAUGAACGUGUGUGUGUGUGUGUGUGUGUGUGUGUGUGUGUGUGUGUGUGUACUUUACCUCUGGCCACGCUGUGGAGUAUUUUCUAUGUUCAGAAGAAGCUACCAGCAUGUGGAACAUCAACCUGCUGUGCUGUUAGAUGGACUCCAGGACCAAGGUCCAGUAGCUGGAAGGAGAGAGAGUGGUUUGUGAUUAUGGUGUGGCCUUACUUUACUCUUUUUUCUUAUUCGAAAGGGAAAAUAAUAAUUACCGCCCCGCUAACGGCCAGGAAACAGGAUGAAAGCAUAGGACGGUGAUUCCAACACCUGCUCAUCAGAGAUGAGUUGACCAACAGUCAUGACUCCUGAGAAGGAAUCAAUAUGUUAUGAAUUCAGAAUUCCUGUUCCUGAGGUCUCCUAGAGAGAGUCUGCGGCCGCUAGCGGGGCUGUACCACGACGCCUGGAAGCAAAGGAGGCAGAACACUGAAGGAAAAGGCAGAUGUGAGGAUGUACAUUUUCUGAUGUUUGUAAACUAACAGCUACAGCAGUGUAACUGAAAUAUGUGUCUGGAGAUCUAAAUAAAAGCAACAUCUGUAACAACA
Betta splendens (Siamese fighting fish) is the source of this 3622-nucleotide messenger RNA. RefSeq names its product GDNF family receptor alpha 2b (gene gfra2b). Gene Ontology annotation, cellular component: signaling receptor complex; external side of plasma membrane. The transcript has 10 exons. Bases 590 to 2023 code for a protein of 477 amino acids. Gene Ontology annotation, molecular function: signaling receptor activity. The record is from RefSeq and is a predicted model, not a curated record. Lineage: Eukaryota; Metazoa; Chordata; Actinopteri; Anabantiformes; Osphronemidae. Gene Ontology annotation, biological process: nervous system development.